AUGAGUUUGCUGUUUGGCACGACUGCGAAUUCUGUAUCGCCGCCAGACGGUCGAGGCCACCUCAGCCAUCGAGUUGACGGUCCCCUCCUCGAUCCAAAACGUACGACAGAUGCAGUGCGCGCACCAAAAACGAACGUUUGGCGUGACCUUAGCGAAGAAGAAGUCCACAACGUGACUCACUGGCUUCUCGGUCAGCGAGACCUCAAUCUGACCGACCCUCAGUCAGCAGGGCCGUGGUCUAAUACCAUUCUCUUUGCUGAGCUCAACAUUCCCAACAAAACGGCUGUUCUUCCGUACUUGGACAGAAAUUCCAAAGAAAGUCCUCCUCAGAGAUACGCACGUGUUGUCACCACUCGCCGAGCAACUGCAGAAGCCUACUGGCAAGAGCUUGUCGUUGGUCCCUUGCCUAUAAGUGCCCAAACGACUGUCCAGCCUCUCCAAUACCUCUUAACCCGCAAAACAGAUGGCAUGAUCCGUUGGCUUGACCCGGAUGCCCACGGUGCCUUGGAAAAGGAGUUCCUGUACAAGGUGUCUGCUUCUGUUGCAGAUAUUACUCAGGAGCUUUGCGGAGGCGUCGCCAUUGGGCAGGAUAAUGACUCGCUGGCCCUUGUUGGACUCACAACUCCUUACCAGGAAGAUACCGACGGAGUCAUAGUUCGAUGGGACGAGUUCAAAAGAAAGCCAUCGGAUCAAUUUGAUGCCCAGACGCUACUCCCUCUGGGCCUAUUCCUCAAGACCGACGUGACUGGGCGUGAUUCGAGCAAGUGGCGCGUCAUGGGAUGGUACUACAACGACAUUUUCUACGCUGACACCAACGCAUUUCGAGCUGCAUACCAAAGCCCCAAUUUUCAACGAUUGGAGCCAAAUGUGGAAGGUGACUGGGCUCGGACGGAUCGUCAAGGGCCACCACUACGGCACGACCUAUUGCAACCGCCCAAUAUGCUGCAUCCUAAUGGGCAGACACGCUUCUCGGUGGACAAUGAACAGCAGUAUGUGGAGUGGAUGGACUUCAGCUUUUACAUCGGAUUCUCGCAUGAUACUGGUAUGUCGCUGUACGACAUUCGGUACCGAGGUCAACGGGUGUUGUAUGAGCUGGGCUUGCAGGAGAUCCUAGUACACUACGCAGGAUCCGGCCCAUACGAAUCAGGCCAUGUUUCUCAUGACUCGCAUGUUGGCAUUGGUCGAUAUGCACUUCGUCUGGUACCUGGCUAUGACUGUCCUUCAUACGCAACAUUCAUGGACACGCGAAGCCAUUCCGGAGGUGGAACCAACGGCCGACGCAAUUCCAUCUGCAUCUUUGAGUACAUGGCGGACUCGCCAAUCCAGCGACAUACGGCCUUCACUUACUUGUCUAUCACGAACAACGUUUAUCUAACUGUCAGAACGGUGAGCACCAUAGCCGAUUAUGACUAUGUUAUCAGCUACAAAUUCUACAUGGACGGAUCCAUUGGGGUGGAAACGGAGGCUUCAGGAUACAUAAUCGCAGCCCAUCGAGCUCACAACCAGGACUACGGAUAUAACAUUCACGACCAUCUGUCAGGUUCCAUGCACGAACAUGUCAUCAACUUUAAAGCAGACUUUGAUAUCUUAGGGACUCGAAAUACGGUUCGAAUUGUGCGGAACGUCCCGGUCAAGCAACUAUAUCCCUGGUCCAACGGGAAAACGCGGAGCACGAUGCAGCUCCAGCGGUCAUUCAUCAUCAAUGAGGAUGACGGCCGCUUGAAUUGGGAUGACAGCACGGCUCAGAAGCAAUUGGUGAUUGUUAACCAAGACGCUGUUAACGAGUAUGGUGAAAUGCGCGGCUACCAGCUUGUCCCGGGGCAGCCAGCAGCGGCACUUCACUCCCGGCUUACGGCCGUGAACACCCAGCAUGACACGGAGCCAAGAUCAGCGUACCCUUUCAACGCCCAUGACCUCUUCAAUCCCCCAAUCGACUUCGACCGGUUCUUCGAUGGUGAGGACCUCAAUCAGACAGACCUCGUCGUAUGGUUCAACUUGGGCAUGUAUCAUCUACCGCACUCUGGUGAUCUUCCCAAUACUCUUACCACCACAGCCCAUGCGGGUGUGAAGAUUGUACCAGUCAACUUUUUCUCAUUGGAUCAGACCCGCCGCACGGUGAACCAGGUCCGGAUGGAUUUUGGAAAAGGGAAAGUGUCCCAUGUGGAGACGUUCGGACGGUCGAUGAACCUUACUGAAUCAAUGGGAGGGAAUGGGUGCUGUUGGAUGAACGACCAGGUUUCGUUGGCCGAACUGUACAACUAUGACGGCCCGGUAGAUAAUUAG
Molecule: messenger RNA, 2283 nt
Organism: Colletotrichum aenigma
Lineage: Eukaryota; Fungi; Ascomycota; Sordariomycetes; Glomerellales; Glomerellaceae
Gene: AOC3
Product: Membrane primary amine oxidase
Exons: 4
Coding region: 1-2283 (760 amino acids)
Biological process (GO): amine metabolic process
Cellular component (GO): plasma membrane
Molecular function (GO): primary methylamine oxidase activity; quinone binding; copper ion binding
Source: RefSeq, a predicted model, not a curated record